Messenger RNA from Hyaena hyaena (striped hyena), 1784 nucleotides. It is a transcript of the gene CD151, whose product is annotated as CD151 molecule (Raph blood group). Gene Ontology annotation, cellular component: membrane. The transcript has 9 exons. NCBI's taxonomy places the organism in Eukaryota, Metazoa, Chordata, Mammalia, Carnivora, Hyaenidae. The record is from RefSeq and is a predicted model, not a curated record. Bases 305 to 1063 code for a protein of 252 amino acids.
UCUCACUCCCGGGCCGGCGACCCGCCGCGCAGUCUCGGCGCUCGGAGCCACCGCCCCCCGCCCCCGUCCCCGCCGCCGCCGGGCCGGACUGCGACGCGUGGCCGACCAAAAUACCCGGCCUGGCCUCCUCCCCUGCCUGGCCUGGAAGUCCGGCCAGCCCGAUCCAUUGCCAGGGGUGGCCGCAGGACGGGUGGCAGGCGCUCGCCUCUCCAGCGUGGGCCAGACCUGUGACCUGUCCCUGCUCUCCUAGAGGAGCCUCCUCCGGAACUUCUGUCCACCUGUCUCACAGCCAGCCGGCCCCAGGAUGGGGGAGUUCAACGAGAAGACCACGUGCGGCACCGUCUGCCUUAAGUAUCUGCUCUUCAUCUUCAACUGCUGCUUCUGGCUGGCUGGUCUGGCCGUCAUGGCGGUGGGCAUCUGGACACUGGCCCUCAAGAGUGACUACAUCAGCUUGCUGGCCUCGGGCACCUACCUGGCCACAGCCUACAUCCUGGUGGUGGCUGGCGUUGUUGUCAUGGUGACCGGAGUUCUGGGCUGCUGCGCCACCUUCAAGGAGAGGCGGAACCUGCUGCGCCUGUACUUCAUCCUGCUCCUCCUCAUCUUUCUGCUGGAGAUCAUCGCUGGCAUCCUGGCCUACAUCUACUACCAGCAGCUGAACACAGAGCUCAAGGAGCACCUGAAGGACACCAUGACCAAGCUGUACCACCAGCCAGGACACGAAGGUGUGACCAGUGCGGUGGACAAGCUGCAACAGGAGUUCCGCUGCUGUGGCAGCAACAACUCCCAUGACUGGAGGGACAGCGAGUGGAUCCGCUCAGGCCAGGCGGAUGGCCGAGUGGUUCCCGACAGCUGCUGCAAGACUGUGGUGACCGGCUGUGGGCAGCGGGACCACGCCUCCAACAUCUACAAGGUGGAGGGUGGCUGCAUCACCAAGCUGGAGACCUUCAUCCAGGAGCACCUGAGGAUCAUCGGGGCAGUGGGCAUCGGCAUCGCCUGCGUGCAGCUCUUCGGCAUGGCCUUUACCUGCUGCCUUUACAAGAGCUUGAAGCUGGAACACUACUGACCGCCCCGUGCUGCUCCUCAAGCGCUGCUGCUUCGCGCCCGACUACUGAUGGCCCUGGGGCCUGAGUCCCAGGAUGCUGCUCCGAACCCUCUCCCCACCCUGCCAAGGAGGUGGUGUUCUCUCAUGUGCCCACCCCCAGGCCACCACCGUGACCUCUGGGGACCCCCAUCCUCAAGGGGAGCUUCAAGUGCCUUUCUCUCCGACCAGAGGACUGAGGUGGGGUCCUGUGGCUGCGGGGGGUGGGGGUGGGGUACUGGGUUCUGACCACAACGUUCCUCUAUGCUCUUCCUUUGGGGUAGGACCCUGGGGGGUCUCAGCCAGAGGGGCUGGCUGGAGGUGAACUGGGCCGAAAGGGGCUGGCCCCCCCAGGGUGCUCCCAGACCCCCGGAUACACCUCUGUGUGGUGGUGGGGGGGGUGUUCCUGGGUGGGGUCAGCUGUAGGCGAGGAGUCCCAGAUGCACCUGCCACGGGUCCCCCCGCCCUGCCCGGGAAAGCAAGCAGGCCCUGUGUGUCUGCCCUCCCCAGUCAGGCCUCUGCUGCCCGAGCCCCUGCUCGGAUCCCCCACCGCUCUCCCCACAGGAAAAGCCACAGGUUCACUCGUGCGGUCACCUCCCCUUCGCAGAAGCGGGGAGUUGUGGCCGGACUCACUGCUGUAUCACAAAUGCCUACAACUGCUCCUGCCACGUGACAGGCGCUCAAUAAAAGUUUGUGGAACAAGCGA